This is a messenger RNA of Oryzias latipes (Japanese medaka), 3433 nucleotides long. The record is from RefSeq and is a predicted model, not a curated record. NCBI's taxonomy places the organism in Eukaryota, Metazoa, Chordata, Actinopteri, Beloniformes, Adrianichthyidae.
CUCUUCAGUCCUGGUGAAUGGAAGUGGUUUAAUAUAUGUUAGUCAAGAGAACCUCUGAUCCACAGGAGCCAAGAGAGGAUGCUCUGAUGUGGGCCAAAGGACAUAAAGUUUUCAGCUCCAAGCUGGAAUCACCAGCCUUAAAGAAGACUGUUUUUUUUAAAAUAAGACUCAACCAUGAAUAAUCAGUCGAUGACCGGGAGGACCAUGGUCCCGACAAUUCCUUCCAUCAUGUUUAUUUUCGGGGUGGUUGGGAAUCUCAUCGCCAUCGUGGUUCUUUGCAAAUCUCGCAGAGAACAGAAAGAAACCACGUUUUACACGCUCGUGUGUGGACUGGCGGUCACGGACCUCCUGGGCACACUGCUGGCGAGCCCGGUCACCAUCGCCACGUACGUGAAGGGCUCGUGGCCCGGAGAGGACCCUCUGUGCCAGUACUUCGGCUUCACCAUGCUCUUCUUCUCUCUGGCGGGGCUCAGCAUCAUCUGUGCCAUGUCGGCGGAGAGAUACAUGGCUAUCAACCACCCUUACUUCUACAAUGACUAUGUGGACCAGAAGUUGGCCGGAUUCACUCUGAUGGCGAUCUACGUCUCCAACGCGCUGUUCUGCGCCCUGCCCAUCGUUGGCUUCGGUCAGGUGAAGAAACAGUACCCGCAAACGUGGUGUUUUUUGGAGUGGAGAAGCAACAAGACCAGCGACGCUGCUUACUCCUACAUGUACGCGGGUUUCAGCUCUCUGCUGAUUCUGGUGACCGUCAUCUGUAACGUGCUUGUGUGCGAGGCUUUGAUCCGGAUGCACCGGCGCUUUGUGCGCAGGAUGUCGCUGGGUACAGAUCUGGCGCGCUACGCGGAUCCGCAAAGGAGAGGGCGCAGCUUCGGCCGAUUGGCUGGAGCAGAAAUUCAGAUGGUAAUUCUGCUCAUAGGCACAUCAGUAGUGGUGCUCAUCUGCUCCAUCCCACUCGUUGCUCAGGUGUUUUUGAACCAGCUCUAUAAAACUCCAGUGGAGCUGCAACUGGACAAAAAUCCUGACCUCCGAGCAAUACGCUUUGCAUCCUUCAACCCCAUCCUUGACCCUUGGAUCUACAUCCUUCUCCGCAAGGCCGUUCUUCUCAAGCUCAUUGAGAAAGUCAAGUGCCUGUUUUGCAAGAUUGGAGCAAGGAGGCAACAGCGACAAGGAAACUGCACAGAUGCUCAUCAGCUUUCUUCAGUCAUCUCUAGUCAGGACCCUCACUCCUUGGCGACCCGGGAUAAGCAAGAUGCCACAAACACUUCCCAGACUUUUCUCUAUCAGCCUCAAGAAGGUCAGCCAUGCAUUCAAAGUUCCUGUAAGGACAGCCUUGUUUUACAGCCAUCUUCAGCGAGAAACUCACAGGCUUCAUAUUCAUCUAAAAAGAUCAGGACUGAACUUCAGACUAAGACAGAGAGGAUCCCUGAUCUUUCAGAUAUGCCGUAUUCAAAAGAUCCCGCACUCCAGGUGACGUUGAACACAGAGACAGAGGAGGAAAAGUGCAUCUGACCAGAAUGUUGGUCGCUAAGAGAGUAUUUAAACUAUUGAAAGAGAGGAAGACAUACAAAUGAUAAACAUCCUUCUUGUGAUGUCAGACUCAUGCUGUGAGAACGUUCUGUCACUGUCAGCACUCAGCUGCCUUAGCAAAGACUGACUGCACAAGCAAAUUCUCAAUUAUUCUGCAGAAAUGAUUGCAGAACUUUCUUUUUAAAUGCCUGCUUUGGUGUUCGCCCAUCGAGGAACUCUUGGAUGUAAAGUUACAUUUCACAGUCACAGCUGAUCACAGAAAACCCUGUCUUAUUUGUCUAUGCGUCAAACUGCUUAAAAUUAUGUGAUUGAUUAGAAGCUUUCAAUAACUUUGUAUUGAAAGUUCAUAAAAGAUGGUCGUGUGCAACAUAAGUACAUCUCACGAAUUUGUAAUUUACAAACUAUUUUACAUUGAGGGUACAAAGAUUCAUGAGCUGACCAUACAAUUAAACAUUGUUUCCUGUACUGCAGAAAAUUAAUAUAAAUAUUUAGACUAAAGUGUUGACUAAAGUGGAGUAUUGUGGCAUCACUUUGAGACAGAUAAGUAGCAUCUUUCUCUCAUUCUUCUCCAGGAGAAGGUUCUUGUUCAAGAAAACACAUGUUUUAAUGGGUUAUGAAUUGAAAAGACACACUUGUAAAAUAUAUAUGUUCAUGUACCGGUAAAUGUUUAAGCAGUAUUCUAGUCUGGAAAAAGACUUCAACUCAGAUUUUCAUCCAGAAUCAAAUGACAGCUAAGACAUUUUAAAUGGAUAAAACUAAAGAUCAUGUCCCACAGACACAGCAUACAUGUUGGGCAUAGCACGGAUAAAAAUAUGGUAAUACAUGUGGAAAAAAUGAGAAAGGUGGUGGUCUUUCACGUGAAAGUUUUCACUGAUGUAUCACGAAUGCACCACGUUAAAAAAAACAGAGGUACAAUUAAAACCUCCAAAGAACAUGUAAAUCAACUUAAAAUCCAGAUGUCACGGCCUUAACCUCUGUAGGUACCUUAAUUUAUUAAUAAAACUCUAAAAGAAAAACAACCUUUUUGCAUAAAGGAAAAGGGGAUUCUAAGAUUUCUUAGUUUGGUUCAAACUGAGAACAAAAGUAUCUUUGUACAUAGACUCAUUUAACAAACAAUAUUGAAACUCAAAACACUGUCACUGAUACUUUCAGAAUCUUCCUUUACUUAGUUACUUAACACCUUUCACCCGCUCAUCUUUGCUUUGUGCAUAUCUUUCCAUUUUACAUCUCUAUCCCAUCUUCAGGUGUGUUUGUAUGUGGGGAGGUAACAGAGGAGAGAUCUGUCAAAUCACCCAGACAAAUACAGCCCUGUUUCCCAACUUUAUAUUCAAAUAAAGUUAUUUCAAAAGGCAAACGGCAUGAUUGACCCAUGAUGUAAUAUUUAUCCCAAAGAAAGAAUUCUCUCUUCUAUGAUGUAGAAUUCAAUUGCCGUGUAUUGUUUUUAGAUAUCAAAUACUCUGUUUCAGCUUGUUCUUUUACUGUUUCGUUGUUUUUUAUUAGUUUGUUUUAGAAGCUUUAAGUUGUACAAUUUUUGGCAAUUCAGGUUGUUGACGACACAAGUGAUGUUUCUAUUUUUUUGGGUAUAUCCGGAUAUUUUGAAUUUGAACCUUCUGCGAUUUGGCCUAAGUCUCUUGAACAAGGUUUUUAAAUGUAUUUUUAAACCACUAAAAUGAUGCACUUUAUUUUGAAAAUCAAGAGUAGUAUUUGGAAGAAGCAUUCUUGAAAGUGUGUUUUUAAGUUUUGUGACUGUAUGUGUGAGGUUACAGUAUUAAUAAGGGAAAACCAAAAUAUAUAAAUAUGUACAAGUCAAGCUGCAGCUGUGUUUUAUGUUGUUUCACAAAAACUACGGCUUCGUCGUAUUAUUCAUAUGUUGUCGCUUGUGGAACUUUAUAAAACAUCAUCUUUA